AUGAUGAGGAUCUUCCUGCUGCUUCCAUGGCUGUUCCAAGCCACUGCUGCAAAUCAACGCGAUUUCACAGCACGUCUAGUUGCCACAGACGUGCGAUUCAUGCGGGGAUCCCAUCUCGAAGCUGAUGACUCACCAACUCUGCCGGCCUACGAGCGCCAAGUUCGGCACAACAUUCGAUAUUUGAAAGAUCGCGGCGUCACUGUCGAAGAAGGUUGGAAUUUGUUGCAGGCCUAUGACAUGUGGAACGCCAGAAUUGGCUUGCCGCAUCCAAGUGUCAUACUGCUGGUGGGCAUCUGGAACCAUGAAGUCGACGAGCGAGGCGCAAUUUUGGAGGGCGCGCUUUCAGGCCGCCAAUUUCUAGGCCUGGCCAUGGAAGCAUUGAAGGCGCAGUUCCCGGAUUCGACCAUCCUAGCCGUGAAUUCCUUGCGCCAUUUGAACCUGACCAUGGGUCCCAUGUCCUUUCUGGGCUUCCCCUUGAAGGAAGGCCACGGCAUCGAUAUGCUCAGGUUCCCCCAUGCGGUGCCCAGUAGAGACCCUCUGGGCCUUGGAGUGGUGGCCACUGGGCAGGUUGAUGCUCUCCACCGCUUCCUAGUCCGCACAGGGCUGCCGCAUUCCUCCCACGCCUUUGACAUCAUGGCCUACUUGCACGCAACGGUUUCUGCCGGCAAGAAGGUUUUGCAGUUGGGAGGCAAUCGUUUCCAAUUUAUGACGGCGUUUCUCAAAUACAUGGACGCGCAGUUCUGGAAACCUUCAGACAUCUCUGGGCUGGCACAUUCCUCGUCUUCGCCAUUGCCUACCAGGGUAUCUUGCGUUCCUUGCCAGGAUUGCAAAGAUGGAUCAGGUCCGUCGGCCCCUUUUACUUUCCCGGAGCUCGUGGCCUCCCAAGGCGAUCCAUCAGCUGACGCAGCUCUCGCUUGGCUGGAUGCAAUACCCCUGAAGCUCCUCGAGGAGCAGAACGUGUCCUGCCAGGCGCUGCGCGACGAGCUGCGACGCUCCCGGCAGGACGUCGGUCCCGCUGUUCCCAGAGUCGGGCCAUGGUCCUUUCCCGUAACACGCUGGUGCACCGUCUACAUGGGUGCCAGCUACGGCUCGGACGGCGCCUACCGCGCAUCUGCAGAACGCUUUGGGCGUCUCUUGGCUCAGAAAGGCAUCGGACUACUUUAUGGCGGAGGGAAUGCAGGCUUGAUGGGUGCCGUGGCAGAUGCAGUGCUGCGAGAGGGAGGCUACGUGAUUGGGGUUCGCCCUGCUGGCAACCUGCUGACUGCAGAGCAUGAGCACAAGGACCUGUCCCACAUGAUUUUUACAAAAACCAUGCAUGAGCGCAAGCAGACCAUGGUCGACUUGGCCGACUUCCUCGUGGCACUCCCUGGCGGCCUGGGAACUCUGGAUGAGCUGGCCGAUGCCGUUGUUCUGGCGCAUCUUGGCACGCACAGCAAGCCUGUCUUCCUUCUCAACACCAACAGCUUCUGGACGCCUCUCCUCAAGUUUUUGGACAACAUGGCGGCCGCGCGGUUUCUUAAAGUUGGGCGCUGGGACGAGUUGGUGGAAGUCGUCGAGAGCGCCGACGAGUUGGUCCUGCGGCUCCCUGUGGCAACCGGGACCCCCGAAACCGUCGAAGCUGAGGCCGAAGCAUUACAAGCAACCUUCUUGCAGCUACAGGUGGGCACGGAGAUCACCACGUUCACGGAGGUUGCCUCUUGUCCCUUUGAGGUGGGACUACUGCCUGCCCUGGCAAUAGGCUGCAUCACCUCGAUCGUGACUGCCCUGUUCGGGGUGCAUUCGAGAUCGGUGUCCUCGGGUCGAUGCAUCGUGGAUCUGUUCAUGUUGAUUACGGUUCUGGCUGCGACGUCUCGCAUGAUCAGCGUUCCAGACUCGCACGCCCUGUCUCUUGCGCUUGGCCAGGGGGCUUCCUGGUCAGGCCUUUACUUAGGAAUCUCCAAGUGGGGCGACAUGAUUGGAAACCUGAUCUGCGCCUUCCCGCUGCACUACUGGCCUGACUUUUGGCGGACCAGCAGUCGCCAGGCGAUGAUGUGUGGCCUUGGGGUCAUGUCGGUUGGCUCUGCACUCUGCCUUGUGACGCUGUCGCAGGUAGGACAUGUUGGAAGUGAAGAGAACUUGAAGCUUGCCAUCUUACUCUGUGUGAGCCGUGCUGUGAUCGGAGUAGGGAAUGGGAUGGUGACCCAGCUGGUUAUUGUUCUCUUGGCCAAGCUCACGCCGGCAGAGGACCUGCCCUCAGAGUUUCAGAGAGCCGUUUUCUACGUCACUGUGGGGACGGGGCUGGGUCCCUUGGCCGCUGCGGCCAGCUACAAAAUCGAUGUGUGCCAGAGUUCCGUGCCUAAUCCCCCUUAUCAGUUCAAAACGGUGGGGAUCGUCCAGUUGAUUCUACUCUCUUCCGGCUUGUGCGUGGUCAUGCUCUUCUACCCAUCUUUCAUCAGCAGCAAAGACAUCCAGAUCGCAUCAGACCAGGAAGCAGAAAGUACCCCUGUGCCUCUUUCCAAGAAGCUGGUGAUUCUCGCCGGCUUGGUCCUGUGCGCCUUGCGGAGCUUCGUGGCAGGAUCCGUGGAGGUGGGUACCCCGCUGCUAUUGGAAGACCGCUUUGCUUGGAGUAUUGCUUCCACUGGUUUCAUCACAGGCCUGGCGUUCUUGAUGGGUCUCCCCGUCCGGUUGGCGCAACUUACCUUGGGAAGCCGCUUAAGCGAGGUGGCUUGGAUCCGCCUGCUCACCAUCUUUGCGUCCCUGGGCACCCUGUUGCUCCUGCGUGCGGCGAGUGGGCUGAUUCCUGGCGGCUACGCGCUGGUCCUUGGGGACAUGAUCAUCUUCCCAUGCAUCUACCUGAGCGAAGGACUCACGCAGGGGUUGAUGAUGCGAUUUGUGCCUCACGGAGGCUCCAACUCAUUUUUUGAGGCAAGCUCCAUUGCUUUGAUCAUGGACAUGCUCAUCAAUGCCUUCCUGGGCCUGGGUGCCGUGGGAGCCAGGAGCAUCAUCGAGGCUGGAGGAGAGCGGGGGCAAGACUUCAACGCCGGCAUGCAGUUGCUCUGCUGCCUCGCUUUUCUUCUCAUCUUCGAAGCUGGCAUGGCAGGCAUGGCGCAAGUCGACAAGAGCAAGUGA
Messenger RNA from Symbiodinium natans, 3108 nucleotides. Lineage: Eukaryota; Dinophyceae; Suessiales; Symbiodiniaceae. The record is from the annotation of a GenBank genome assembly.